AUGUUUACAAGAUUCAGUAGAAUAUUGGCGAACAGGCUGGUCACUGGUUUUGGCAGUUCCCCUUUAACUGCUGUCACCAGAUUUUCUGGUUAUCGUCAAUUCUCCACAACCCAGGCAGUUAAAGCAUUGGGAUCAAAUACAAAUGGUUCUAUACUAGAUACUCUUGCUGCUGCGUCAGCCCCAUCAACAGGAACUACCAUAGCCACAGAACCCACCUCAACAAAGGUAAAGACUUUUGCAAAGAAGAAUGAAAGAACUGUCAUGUGGAAAAUGUACUGUCAUUUCAACAAGCAUAAUACUCUUUUGACUUUGGUCAGAGUCUACGAAGACUUGGAUUUCAUGGAGAAGAAUGCUCAUUUAUCAUACAACGAAAAGGUUUUGUAUUAUUUGCAAUUACCUCAUCAAACUAAAUUACACGUUAGUGCAGGCCAAUUAGGAUUCCGUAAAGCUCAAAGAUCUGAAUAUGAAGCCGGAUACCAAGUCAGUUCUAAAAUAUUCAAAUUGAUAGAAGAUAGAGGUAUAAUUGCACCCAACGAGAAAUUGGAAUUGAUUUUUAAUAACUUUGGUAAGGGUAGAGAUGCAUUUAUUGAAGCAUUACAAGGUAAAGAAGGUCAAUAUGUCAGACCAUUAGUCACAAGGAUGCUCGAUAAUACUAAAUUGAGAUUCGGUGGUUUAUUAUCACAACAUGUUGAUCCCUUUGAUAUCAUAGAUUCUAUUGUAUGUUCUACAGUUACUAACAAAUUUACUUUAGCCAAAGCCGCUGCUGCUAAGAAGGCUGCCUUGAAAGGUACCAACUCCAAGAAGGCAUUAAAGGUUAGAACUUCUACCACCUUCAGAUUACCAAAGACUUUGCAAUUGGCUAGAUCUCCUAAAUAUGCCAGAAAGUCUGUUCCUCACUACAACAGAAUGGAUGCUCACAAGAUCAUUGUUGCUCCUAUUGCCAGUGAAACUGCCAUGAAGAAGGUUGAAGACGGUAACAUCUUGGUUUUCCAAGUUGACGUCAAGGCCAACAAGAACCAAAUCAAGCAAGCUGUCAAGGAAUUGUACGAAGUUGAUGCUUUGUACGUUAACACUUUGAUCAGACCUAACGGUACCAAGAAGGCUUACAUCAGAUUGACUGCCGAUCACGAUGCUUUGGAUGUUGCUAACAGAAUCGGUUACAUCUAA
Molecule: messenger RNA, 1167 nt
Organism: Lizanozyma spartinae
Lineage: Eukaryota; Fungi; Ascomycota; Pichiomycetes; Serinales; Debaryomycetaceae
Gene: RPL25
Product: 60S ribosomal uL23 domain-containing protein
Exons: 2
Coding region: 1-1167 (388 amino acids)
Biological process (GO): translation; ribosomal large subunit assembly
Cellular component (GO): ribosome; cytosolic large ribosomal subunit
Molecular function (GO): rRNA binding; structural constituent of ribosome
Source: RefSeq, a predicted model, not a curated record